AUGUCGUCGACUAGUUUGUCAGCUCGGGACGCCGAGGAUAAGGGGCCGACUGCUCUCGCAGUCGUCAUUUGCGUGUCAGCGCUUAGCACUAUUUUCACCGCGGCAAGGCUUUUCACCAGGGGGAAGGUUCUCGGAAAAAUCGGUCUGGAUGACUACUUCAUCGUCGCGUCUGUGGUUUGCGGUUGGAUAAACGUAGCAACUGUAGCAGUCGCUGUUUCUUAUGGAUAUGGACGCCAUGCCGAUACCCUUACCGCCGAACAAAAGUCAGGUGCCAUACUCUGGAGCAUCGCCGGUUACCCGCCCGGACUACUGUCAUUCGGCAUUCCGAAACUCGCCGUUGUCGCCUUGCUCACACGAAUCCUCAACCCUAGUAGAUGGCACAAGAGGUUUCUUUGGGCCUUGUCUAUAGUCUGUGUGAUCAACUUGGUUGGGUUCAUCACAAUCAUCUUUGCUCAGUGUUCACCGGCGCGCUCCCAAUGGGACUCUUCCGUGGCCGGUACAUGUUGGAGCAAAUGGAUUCUUGUAUCCUUUGCCACUUACUCGGGAGCUUUCUGUGCCUUUGCCGACGUCUAUCUUUCGGUGUACCCCGCUGUUGUAUUAUCGAAACUACAAAUGAACCGAAGGAAAAAGAUUGCGCUCAGCAUAGCACUCGGAUUUGGGUCACUUUCAGCAAUCGUAGUCAUCUACAAGUGUCUCAAGCUUCCAAGCCUCACUAGUUCGGAUUACACAUAUGACACCGUAGAGCUUGUGAUAUGGACAAUUGUUGAAGGCAGUAUCAUCAUCAUAGCCGCAUGCAUACCCGUCCUGCAACCCCUCGGCGAACUCUUGUUCGGCAAACGCAUCUUCUCCUCGGGCGGCGGCAAAUACCUGUCUGGAAGCUCCAGAUCGAGACUCAGUGGCUGGGUGGGUUCGAAUAGGGGACUAUUCCGAACUCCCGUCGAGAAGGUUUCUCGAGAGAAAUUCGACGCGGACAGUUUCAACAGCAUUGCCAAGACGACUGUUGUUGGAAGGGGCAGUCAAGAGAGCAUCCUUGAGCAGCAAGACCCUGAUGGAAAGAUCGUACGAACGGAUGCGUUUACUGUCACUAUCGAAUUGAACAAGGCGGACAAGCCCUAA
Colletotrichum orchidophilum is the source of this 1116-nucleotide messenger RNA. RefSeq lists its product as uncharacterized. The coding region runs from base 1 to 1116 and encodes 371 amino acids. The transcript is spliced from 6 exons. Lineage: Eukaryota; Fungi; Ascomycota; Sordariomycetes; Glomerellales; Glomerellaceae. The record is from RefSeq and is a predicted model, not a curated record.